AUGUAUAUUAGUAGAAGAAACGAUCGGGGAAUCGGAAGUGGAAGUGGAAGUAGAAGUAGUGGGAGUGGAAGUAGUGGGGAUGGAAGAAGUGGGAGUGGAAGAAGUGGAAGUGGGUGUAGUGGGAGUGGAAGAAGUGGAAGUGGAAGUAGUGGAAGUGGAAGUAGUGGGAGUGGAAGUAUAAGCAGUGGAAGUGGAAGAAGUGGAAGUGGAAGUAGUGGGAGUGGAAGUAUAAGCAGUGGGAGAGGAAGUAUAAGCAGUGGGGGUAGAAGUAGUGGGAGUGGAAGUAGUGGGAGUGGAAGAAGUGGAAGUGGAAGAAGUGGAAGUGGAACUAUGACUGAUCUAUCUUCUAUGGUGGGUUCGCAGCAUCGAUCUUCACAUUUUUGGUUAGAACAUUCAGAUAGUGGUUCUGAUUCUGAUGGUAUUGCUCUGUAA
Paraglomus brasilianum is the source of this 432-nucleotide messenger RNA. The record is from the annotation of a GenBank genome assembly. NCBI's taxonomy places the organism in Eukaryota, Fungi, Glomeromycota, Glomeromycetes, Paraglomerales, Paraglomeraceae.